GAAUCCUUCCCUCUGACGUGGAAAGGGGUUCUCAAAUCUUUUAAAACCCGCGUCUUGUCUUCCUCUUCAUUUGGUGACAAGUGAACAAGUCUCUUCUAACUCAGCUGUACUGAUCUCGCUUUAUUUUCUACUUCACGAUCUGCCGUCUCUUUUUGAAAUUUCCUACCAUGCUUCGAGCUGUCUAUUAAGAACCAGAUAACAUAUUUCUCACAAGUUUGUCAAUUAAAAAGAGGACUCGCUGUUUUCAAAACGAAACUUGGAUUCCUUAAUUUAUCAUUCUGCUGACAGAUGUGCUUGGUUUGACAAGCGCGAUCAUUUUAGCAAGAAGCUGUGACUUUUUUUUAAGUUUUAAAAAAGUUUUCUGAGUGGCGCGCUCCUGGAACUCCCUACGUGCAGUAGAUUUCACACUGGCCUUGUUGAUUGUGGUAUAAAAAGGGGCACACAAACCGAAGUCAUGAUGAGCAAUAACACAUACUACGACCAGCAGCAGCCUCCGUACUACCAAGGCACCAAUAACGGGGAAGAUCAGGAAGAGAUGCCUGCCACAGAGAAGGACCUGGCUGAGGAUGCCCCGUGGAAGAAAAUCCAACAGAACACCUUCACCCGAUGGUGCAACGAGCACCUGAAAUGCGUCAAUAAAAAGAUCAACGAUCUGCAAAAAGAUCUGAGCGAUGGGUUAAAGCUGAUCGGUUUGUUGGAGGUCCUGAGUCAGAAGAAAAUGUACAGAAAAUACCACCCCAGACCUAACUUUAGACAGAUGAAAUUCGAAAACGUUUCGGUGGCACUGGAGUUUCUGGAUAGAGAACAUAUCAAGCUGGUAUCGAUAGACAGCAAAGCUAUUGUAGAUGGGAACCUGAAGCUGAUCCUGGGUCUGAUCUGGACCCUCAUCCUGCACUACUCCAUCUCCAUGCCCAUGUGGGAGGAUGAGGACGAGGAGGACGCCAAGAAACAGACGCCUAAGCAAAGGCUGCUGGGAUGGAUCCAGAACAAGAUCCCGCAGAUGCCCAUCACCAAUUUUCACAGAGACUGGAAGGACGGCAAAGCUUUGGGUGCCUUGGUGGACAACUGUGCGCCAGGUCUGUGCCCUGAUUGGGAAUCCUGGGACCCUAACCAGCCUGUGGAGAAUGCCAGGGAAGCCAUGCAGCAGGCUGAUGACUGGCUGGGUGUGCCUCAGGUGAUCGCUCCUGAGGAGAUUGUCGACCCCAAUGUAGAUGAGCACUCUGUGAUGACUUACUUGUCACAGUUUCCCAAAGCCAAGCUGAAGCCUGGGGCUCCACUCCAAUCCAAACAGCUGAACCCAAAGAAAGCCAGGGCCUAUGGACCAGGUAUCGAGCCCCACGGUAAUAUUGUGCUGAAGCCUGCAGAGUUCACUGUGGAAACGGUUGAUGCUGGUCUGGGAGAGGUGCUGGUCUAUGUGGAGGACCCAGAAGGGCAUAACGAGGAGGCCAGAGUUAUUGCCAACAAUGACAAAAACAGAACCUACUCUGUGGCUUAUGUCCCCAAGGUUGCAGGACUUCAUAAGGUGACAGUGCUGUUUGCAGGUCAGAACAUUGACAAGAGCCCCUUCAUGGUCAAUGUUUCCAUGGCACUGGGAGAUCCCAACAAAGUGUCAGCUCGGGGACCCGGGUUGGAGCCUGUAGGAAACAUUGCCAAUAAGCCCGCCUACUUUGACAUCUACACAGCCGGUGCUGGAGCAGGAGAUGUGGGCGUCAUCAUUGUGGACCCCCAGGGCCGUCGUGACACAGUGGAGGUCAUCCUGGAAGACAAAGGGGACAGCAUUUACCGCUGUACCUAUCGCCCCAUGCUGGAAGGGCCCCACACUGUUUUUGUCACCUUCGCUGGGGCCCAAAUCCCCAAGAGUCCUUUUACUGUCAACAUAUCAGAAGCCUGCAACCCCAAUGCCUGCCGGGCUACAGGCCGAGGCCUGCAGCCUAAAGGGGUCCGGGUGAAAGAGGUGGCUGACUUCAAGGUGUUCACCAAAGGAGCCGGAAGUGGAGAGCUUAAAGUGCUUGUAAAAGGGCCAAAAGGCACAGAGGAACCAGUGAAAGUCACUGAAGUCAGUGAAGGAGUGUUUGAAUGAAUAUAUUGUGAAUAUUACCCUGUGAUCUCGGGAAAGUACACUAUCACUAUCACUUGGGGAGGAUGCACUAUCCCAAGAAGCCCCUUCGAGGUCCAGGUCUGUGCUGAAGCUGGGGCACAGAAGGUGCGAGCUUGGGGCCCUGGCUUGGAGACUGGCAUGGUGGGCAAGUCGGCCGACUUUGUGGUGGAGGCCAUCGGAACUGAAGUGGGGACACUUGGUUUCUCCAUUGAGGGUCCUUCUCAGGCUAAAAUUGAAUGCGACGACAAAGGUGACGGCUCCUGCGAUGUUCGCUACUGGCCGACCGAGCCUGGUGACUAUGCCGUCCAUGUCAUCUGUGAUGAUGAGGAUAUCAAAGACAGCCCCUUCAUGGCUCACAUCCUUCCCGCUGUCAAUGACGUAUUCCCAGAAAAGGUUAAAGCCUAUGGCCCAGGACUGGAGCAAACAGGCUGUAUUGUUAACAAACCAGCAACAUUUACCAUUGAUGCCCGGGGAGCAGGCAAGGCAGAACUCAAGAUCUAUGCACAGGAUGCUGAAGGUAUCCCCAUCGAUAUCAAGAUUACUGAUAAUGGAGACAACACAUUCAUCUGUGUUUAUAUCCCCAUUAAACCAAUCAAGCACACCAUCAUCAUUACAUGGGGCGAAGUCAACAUCCCUCACAGUCCAUUCAGGGUUAACAUUGGAGAAGGCAGCCACCCGGAACAUGUCAAGGUGUACGGCCCUGGAGUUGAAAAGACAGGACUCAAGGCAAAUGAACCCACAUACUUCACAGUGGACUGUGGUGAAGCAGGGCAGGGUGAUGUGAGCAUUGGAAUUAAGUGCGCCCCAGGAGUUGUGGGGCCUGCAGAGGCUGACAUUGACUUUGACAUCAUUAAGAACGACAAUGACACCUUCACUGUGAAAUACACCCCACCUGGUGCAGGCCGCUACACUAUCAUGGUGCUGUUUGCUGACCAGGAAAUUCCCUUGAGCCCCUUCCGGAUUAAAGUUGACCCAUCCCACGAUGCCAACAAGGUGAAGGCAGAAGGUCCAGGACUCAGCAAAACUGGUGUGGAGGUGGGCAAACCAACCCAUUUCACAGUCUUCACUAAGGGCGCUGGCAAGGCUAAACUGGAUGUUAAUUUUAGUGGUGCCGUAAAAGGAGAAGCAGUGCGAGACUUUGAGAUCAUUGAUAACCAUGACUACUCUUACACAGUGAGAUACACUGCAGUACAGCAGGGUACUAUCACUAUCUCAGUUACCUACGGUGGAGAUCCCAUUCCCAAGAGUCCAUUCACUGUUAGUGUGGCUCCAUCCCUUGAUCUCAACAAGGUCAAAGUGCAAGGACUUAACAACAAAGUGGAUGUUGGGAAAGACCAGGAGUUCACAAUCAACACUCAUGGGGCAGGAGGACAGGGAAAGGUGGAUGUGAAAAUCACCUCCCCAUCUCGUCGACCCAUCCCCUGCAAGGUCGAGACAGGCACCACCAAUGAUGUGCACUCUGUGAAGUAUAUGCCCCCUGAGGAGGGGCCCUACAAAGUGGAGGUCACCUAUGAUGGGAACCCUGUGCCUGGAAGUCCCUUCACAGUAGAGGGGGUCAUGCCCCCAGAUCCUUCCAAGGUGCGUGCCUAUGGCCCUGGCCUAAAGGGAGGGAUAGUGGGCAAACCAGCUCCCUUUGCCAUUGAUACUAAAGGAGCUGGCACCGGUGGACUUGGUCUUACAGUGGAAGGUCCUUGCGAGGCUAAGAUUGAGUGCCAGGACAACGGUGAUGGCUCCUGCUCUGUCUCUUACCUGCCCACCGAGGCUGGAGAGUAUGCCAUCAACAUUCUCUUUGCCGAGGCUCACAUCCCCGGAUCACCUUUCAAGGCAGCCAUCAAGCCUGGGUUUGACCCUAGCAAGGUGACAGCCAGUGGCCCAGGUCUGGAACGAGGCAAGGUCAAUGAGUCCGGAUCCUUCACCGUGGACUGCUCCAAGGCUGGGGAAGCAGAACUGACCAUUGAGAUCAUCUCAGAAUCUGGUGUCAAGGCUGAGGUGCACAUCCAGAACAACAGCGAUGGCACCUACUCCAUCACCUACAUACCCGCCUUCCACGGCAUGUACACCAUCACCAUCAAGUAUGGCGGACACUCCGUGCCCAAGUUCCCAGCUCGUGUCCAGGUGGACCCUGCUGUCAACACCAGUGGGAUCAAGGUUUACGGACCCGGAGUUGAACCACGGGGUGUUCUUCGUGAAGUUACCACUGAAUUCACCGUGGAUGCUCGUGCACAAACCAAGACUGGAGGAAACCACAUAAAAGCAAGAAUUGUUAACCCUUCAGGCAGCAAAACAGACACAUACAUCAGUGACAAAGGGGACGGGACUUACAGGGUGGAGUACACAGCCUAUGAAGAUGGUGUUCACGUGAUAGAAGUGCUUUAUGAUGAUGUGGCUGUUCCCAAGAGCCCCUUCAGGGUGGGCGUUGCUGAGGGUUGUGAUCCUACCCGUGUUAGAGCCUUUGGACCCGGUCUGGAGGGAGGCCUUGUCAAUAAACCCAAUCGCUUCACUGUAGAAACCAGAGGGGCAGGUACCGGUGGCCUCGGCUUAGCUAUUGAGGGCCCAUCAGAAGCCAAGAUGUCCUGUAAAGAUAACAAAGAUGGCAGCUGUAGUGUGGAGUACAUACCCUUCACUCCAGGAGACUAUGAUGUCAACAUUACCUUUGGUGGACGCCCUAUUCCAGGAAGUCCAUUUCGAGUGCCUGUGAAGGAGGUAGUGGAUCCUAGCAAAGUGAAGUGCUCUGGCCCUGGCCUGGGAACCGGAGUGCGAGCCCACAUCCCACAGACCUUCACUGUCGACAGCAGUAAGGCCGGUCUUGCCCCACUGGAAGUGCUCUUGCUUGGGCCUGCAGGAGUGGCAGAGCCUGUUGAUAUCAAAGAUAAUGGAGAUGGCACCCACACAGUUAACUACACCCCAGCAAUGGAUGGCCCUUACACUGUCACAGUGAAAUACGCUGACCAGGAGGUACCACGCAGCCCAUUCAAGAUAAAGGUUUCGCCCACUCAUGAUGCUAGCAAGGUUCGUGCCAGUGGACCAGGUCUCAAUGCCUCCGGGGUUCCAGCCAGCUUGCCAGUGGAGUUCACUAUCGAUGCCAGGGAUGCCGGGGAGGGUCUCCUCACUGUCCAGAUCCUUGAUCCUGAAGGAAAACCCAAAAAAGCAAACAUUCGGGACAAUGGGGAUGGAACCUACACAGUAUCAUAUGUGCCUGAUAUGACAGGACGUUAUACCAUCACCAUCAAGUAUGGCGGUGAUGAGAUUCCAUACUCCCCAUACCGCAUUCAUGCACUGCCAACUGGAGAUGCCAGCAAGUGUCUGGUGACAGUAUCAAUUGGAGGACAUGGUCUGGGAACUGGUCUGGGACCCACCAUUCAGAUUGGUGAAGAGACCAUGAUCACGGUUGAUGCAAAGGCCGCUGGCAAGGGAAAGGUUACGUGCAAGGUGUCAACCCCUGACGGGGCUGAGUUAGACGUUGAUGUGGUAGAAAACUCAGACGGGACGUUUGAUAUUUACUACACUGCUCCAGAGCCAGGCAAAUACGUUAUCACCAUCCGCUUUGGGGGAGAGCAUAUUCCUAAUAGCCCCUUCCAUGUGGUGGCGACAGAGGAACCCAUUGCCCCUGUUGAUGUCCUGGAGUCCAUGCUUAGGCCUUUUAAUUUGGUCAUUCCUUUUACUGUCCAAAAGGGAGAGAUUACAGGUGAAGUGCGUAUGCCUUCAGGCAAGACAGCCCGUCCGAAUAUAACUGACAACAAAGAUGGAACUGUCACUGUGAAAUAUGCCCCAACGGAAAAGGGACUGCAUGAAAUGGAUAUUAAGUAUGAUGGAAACCAUAUUCCUGGAAGCCCACUGCAGUUUUAUGUGGAUGCCAUCAACAGUGGUCACGUGACUGCUUAUGGGGCAGGCUUAAGCCAUGGAAUGGUGAACAAACCAGCCACGUUCACUAUUGUUACAAAGGAUGCUGGAGAAGGUGGUCUGUCUCUUGCUGUUGAAGGCCCAUCUAAAGCUGAGAUCACCUGUAAGGACAACAAGGAUGGCACUUGCACUGUCUCCUACCUCCCCACGUCACCUGGCGAUUACAACAUUAUUGUCAAGUUUGACGACAAACAUAUCGCAGGAAGCCCCUUCACUGCAAAGAUCACAGGGGAUGAUUCCAUGAGAACAUCUGAGCUCAAUGUUGGCACUGCAACGGAUGUCUCUUUGAAGAUCACAGAGACAGAUCUGAGUUCCUUAACAGCAAGUAUCAGAGCGCCCUCUGGCAAUGAGGAGCCUUGUCUGCUGAAGAGACUGCCAAACAGGCAUAUUGGUAUUUCGUUCACGCCCAAGGAAGUUGGAGAGCAUGUGGUUAGUGUAAAGAAGAACAGCAAACAUGUCACUAACAGCCCCUUCAAAAUCAUGGUGGGUCAGUCGGAGAUUGGAGAUGCCAGCAAAGUGAAGGUUUCAGGAAAAGGAUUGGUGGAAGGUCAUACCUUUGAGGUGUCUGAGUUUAUUGUGGAUACUAGGAAUGCAGGUUAUGGGGGUCUAGGUUUGUCAAUCGAAGGUCCAAGUAAAGUUGACAUAAACUGUGAAGAUGUGGAGGAUGGAACUUGUAAGGUGACAUACUGUCCAACAGAGCCUGGCAACUACAUCAUCAACAUCAAAUUUGCUGACAAACAUGUACCCGGCAGUCCAUUUACGGUGAAGGUGACUGGGGAGGGGCGUAUGAAGGAGAGCAUUACCAGGAAGAGACAGGCUCCCUCCAUUGCCACAGUUGGCAGCACCUGUGACCUCAACCUCAAAAUUCCAGGGAACUGGUUCCAGAUGGUGUCAGCCCAGGAGCGUCUGACACGCACUUUCACACGCAGUAGCCACACCUACACACGCACUGAGCGCACCGAGAUCAGCAAAACUCGGGCCGGGGAGACCAAGAGGGAGGUCAGGGUGGAGGAGUCCACGCAGGUUGGAGGAGAUCCCUUCCGUGAUGUCUUUGGAGAGUUCCUUGGCCGGGAGAGCCUGGGAACAUUCACUGGCAUUCCCAGACCAGAGGGAGAAGCUGGAUCUCAGGAGAUGACAGCCCAGGUCACCAGCCCAUCAGGGAAGACCGAUGAUGCAGAGAUCAUUGAGGGAGAAGAUAGCACCUACAGCGUGCGCUUUGUGCCUCAGGAGAUGGGUCCCCAUACUGUGAAUGUGAAGUACAGGGGGCAGCAUGUGCCUGGCAGCCCCUUCCAGUUUACUGUGGGGCCCCUGGGUGAGGGCGGCGCCCACAAGGUCAGGGCAGGUGGCACCGGCCUGGACCGAGGGGUGGCUGGAGUUGCAGCUGAGUUCAGUAUCUGGACCCGAGAGGCAGGCGCAGGUGGUCUGUCCAUAGCAGUAGAAGGCCCAAGCAAAGCUGAGAUUUCAUUUGAAGACAGAAAAGACGGCUCAUGUGGUGUCUCUUACAUCGUUCAGGAGCCUGGUGAUUAUGAGGUUUCAAUCAAGUUUAAUGAUGAACACAUCCCAGACAGUCCCUUUAUUGUACCAGUAGCCACUCUUUCUGAUGAUUCUAGAAGACUCACUGUAACCAGUCUUCAGGAGACCGGAUUAAAGGUCAACCAACCUGCAUCCUUUGCUGUGCAGCUGAACGGAGCCAGAGGAGUGAUUGAUGCCAAGGUCCACACACCUUCUGGUGCUGUGGAAGAGUGCUAUGUCUCAGAACUAGACAGUGAUAAGUAUGCAAUCCGCUUCAUUCCACAUGAGAAUGGGGUCCACUCCAUUGAUGUGAAGUUCAACGCGAACCACAUCCCAGGAAGCCCCUUCAAGAUCCGAGUGGGAGAGCCAGGCCAGGCAGGAGACCCCGAUCUUGUCUCGGCAUACGGACCAGGGCUUGAGGGAGGAACAACAGGAGUGCCUUCGGAGUUUGUAGUUAACACCUGUAAUGCUGGAUGUGGGGCCCUGUCCGUCACUAUUGAUGGCCCAUCCAAGGUUAAAAUGGACUGCAAUGAGUGUCCAGAGGGUUAUAAGGUUAUAUACACACCAAUGGCUCCUGGUAAUUACCUGAUAUCUAUCAAAUACGGUGGACCUCAACACAUCGUGGGGAGCCCCUUUAAAGCAAAGGUUACAGGUGCUCGUCUAUCUGGAGGUCACAGCUUGCACGAAACGUCAACAGUGCUGGUGGAAACAGUCACCAAAUCAGCCACGGUGGGGGGCUAUGGAGCCAUGCCCAAGUUCUCAUCUGACGCCACUAAAGUUGUGUCACGGGGGGCGGGCCUGUCCAAGGCUUUUGUAGGACAGAAAAACACAUUCACAGUAGACUGCAGUAAAGCAGGCACAAACAUGCUUAUGGUCGGCGUCCACGGUCCGAAGACUCCAUGUGAAGAGGUGUACGUCAAACAUAUGGGCAACAGAAUGUACAACGUAACAUACACAGUCAAAGAAAAGGGGGACUACAUUCUUAUUGUCAAAUGGGGAGAUGAAAAUGUUCCAGGAAGCCCUUUCCAUGUCACCGUACCUUAAACACUGCACUGCGUUACACCCUGCCACCCUACCCCGCGACGCACUAAAUAAGGCAAAGAAGAGAAGUUGAGAGAAAGAAAAAAGAGGUUUUAAACAAUGUGUCAAAUCUUUAGAUUCAGAUUCUUUUUGCAAACACUAAGGUCCAUGAGGACACAGUAUUGACAUCACAGCAAGAAAGUCCGUAUUAAAAAACAAGUCUCCCUCAUUUUCUUUCUGCCUUUUUUUUUUAAUAAGAUGAACCCUUAAACUAAGUUGUUGCUUUUUUUGGUCAUGUUUGUAUGUUUAUUUUGGAGAAUACAUAUAUCCAUAGCUUAAAGUCAUUAGUUUAAUUUUUUCCAGCUGAUAUUGGCCAAGCAUUAUCAACAGUUAAAUAUUUUCUUAAACUGAAGGGAAGGGAUUCUUUUAAAUUCCAAGAAUAUACGUUUGUUUUUUGCUUCACUAAUGUAAACAGAAAGCAUUGCAAGUUUAAUUAGCAGAAAUAACUAAUACCUUGUCUUUAAGUAGACACGUGUUAAUAAGCGCAUGCAGGCCAAUAGAAGCUUGAGAAGGGAAAUGUCACUCUAAACAGGUCACUGUCAGGGUAAUGUGGAUAUCUGUAGGGUUUAAUUUAUUUAGUGAAAAAUUAUUUUAAUUGUUUCUUUUUAUAUAAACAGAAAUUCAAUGUAGAGAAACAUUUAUGGAUUCAGUGAGUAGGGUGUUAUGGAAAUGAUGAUGUUUAUAAAUAAAUAAAUACAUACAUACAUACGUACAUACAUAAAUAAACAUACUUAACACAUAAAACUACUGACAGUGACCUCUUACUGUGCCCUGACCCACUUACAAAGUAUGUGAUUGGUCAGAGAAUUCAGCUGUUGCAAUGUACUAUUAUUUGAAUGUUAAAACACAGACUUUGCAUUGAGAUCAGUAUUACAGAGUGCCAUUUUAUAGUGUAUUUGUAUGUAUUAAAAAUGAAAAACCUAAUUGUUUGAUAUAAUAACCAAUUGUUUGGUAAGAUCUUGCAGACAAAAAUAAAGUUUAACUGCUAGCUUGCCACAAAAACAUUA
Messenger RNA from Polyodon spathula (Mississippi paddlefish), 9597 nucleotides. RefSeq names its product filamin-C-like. The record is from RefSeq and is a predicted model, not a curated record. Gene Ontology annotation, biological process: actin cytoskeleton organization. Gene Ontology annotation, molecular function: actin filament binding. NCBI's taxonomy places the organism in Eukaryota, Metazoa, Chordata, Actinopteri, Acipenseriformes, Polyodontidae.